AUGGAGCCGGCGGACCUGGGGCUCGGGGACUCAUCCUUGCACCGUUACCUGGACGGCGAGUUCUGGAGCCUCAAAAACGAGCUGCGCGGGCUCCUGGGCGGCUGUCCGCUCUUCCGGCCCAGGUAUGAUUUGAGUCUGGACGAAAUGAGAACUUUGACAUUUCAGAGAGUGACGUUUACCAUGGGUCUACCUCUGUUAAAACGUGCAAUUCAGGAUCAGGUGGAGAAAACAAGGAAUUUUGUCAGUCGGAGCCUGGUCAUAGGAGAAGUCCUCUCCAUAGCGGACAUGGCCACAGGAGUGAAGUGUGGAAUAAUUUACUGGCUGUUCGGUGGGGCCAUCAGAAAUCUCGGAGGCCCAGCACACGUAACUCAGUGGCUUCAGCCUCUCCAGGAGCAGAAAUACACGGGGAUGUUUGCAAUGACCGAGAGGGGCCACGGGAGCAACGUCAGAGGGAUCCAGACCGAAGCCACCUUUGACUUCUCUGCACAGGAAUUUGUCAUUGACACACCAUGUAAAAAUGCUGAGAAGAUGUACAUUGGAAAUGCGAUGUACGGGAAUUACGCAGCAGUCUUUGCCCAGCUCAUCAUAAACGGAAGAUCUCAAGGGCCCCACUGCUUCAUCGUUCCUGUCCGAGAUGAAAAUGGAAGCUUGUACCCAGGAGUGACGGUUGUUGAUAUGAUGCAUAAAGAAGGUCUGCAUGGUGUGGAUAACGGGAUUCUGAGAUUUGACAAUGUUCGGAUACCGAGGGAGAACCUGCUGGAUAAGUUCGGUUCCGUGGCUCCAGAUGGCCAGUACCACUCCCCCAUUAAGGACAAGAGUGCGAGAUUCAAUGCGAUGCUGGCGGCGCUGACCCCUUCUAGACUCGCUGUGACUUUCCAAGCCAUGGGCUCUAUGAAGCUUGGGCUGACGAUAGCCAUUCGCUAUAGCCACAGCCGGAGGCAGUUUGGACCCAAAGCCAGGGAAGAGGUCAAGAUUAUUGAGCACCAAACGCAGACCCUGCGGCUGAUGCCUCAUCUGGCCACUGCCUUGGCCCUGACCUUCGCCGGCAGGUAUGCCAGCACCCUUCUGGAUGAGGACAUCUUCCAUGGGAAGGAGCUUGUCAGCAGUCGCACACUGCAGGCGCUGGUGGCAGGGCUGAAGGCCUACAGCACCUGGGAGAACGUCAGCUGCCUGCAGGACUGUCGCGAAUGCACCGGAGGCAUGGGUUACAUGAUGGAAAAUCAAAUCUCAGGCUUAAAAUGCGACACAGAUGUGUUUGUCACUUUUGAAGGUGACAAUGUUGUCAUGCUGCAGGUUGUGGUUCGGGAACUGCUGGCUCAGUACACUAAGCAGUGUGAAGAAAGACCGGUCUCCAGCUUGCUCCGAAACUGGGCAGAAUCAGGGAGUGACAGGCUGAGAACCAGUUUCCUGGCAUUUAACAUGGACACAGUUGGUAACCUCACCUUUCUGUUGAAAGCAGUGCAUUUUCGUGAAAGGACUCUUCAGCGGGGUUUGGUGGCCCGGAUUUAUUAUAAGGUGAUGACCGAGAAGGAGGACUUUUUCAGUGCCUGGAACUCAUGUCUUCACCACAUCACCUGCUUGUCUCUGGCGCAUAUUCACCGAGUUACUUUAGAGCAGUUCUGCCUGGCUGUAAGGAACUGUCCUGACCAGGAGGACCAGGCUUUGUUAAAGAAGUUUUGUCUGCUAUAUGGAACCAAGCUUGUGUUCCAGGAGCGAGGCUGGUAUCUGGAACAUAAAUAUUUGACUCCCGUGACCAGCAUGAGGAUUAGGCGUCAGUUGCUCCACUUGUGCAACUCAGUGAAGGAUGAUGCCCUAAGGGUGAUCUCUGCCUUUAACAUCUCACACGCCUCCCUCCACGCACCGAUCGCUGGAAUCGCCAACCCGAAGGCCGCCUGGGUUUUGUACCCAGCACCACAGCAUUCCCUGGCCGGGGAAAGAGCGCAGUCUCCGCGGCCCAAGCUGGGAGCCAAGCUGUAA
This is a messenger RNA of Budorcas taxicolor (takin), 1977 nucleotides long. RefSeq names its product acyl-CoA oxidase like (gene ACOXL). Gene Ontology annotation, cellular component: peroxisome. Bases 1 to 1977 code for a protein of 658 amino acids. Gene Ontology annotation, molecular function: FAD binding; acyl-CoA oxidase activity; fatty acid binding. The record is from RefSeq and is a predicted model, not a curated record. Gene Ontology annotation, biological process: lipid homeostasis; fatty acid beta-oxidation using acyl-CoA oxidase. NCBI's taxonomy places the organism in Eukaryota, Metazoa, Chordata, Mammalia, Artiodactyla, Bovidae. The transcript is spliced from 19 exons.